Carassius carassius (crucian carp) is the source of this 1312-nucleotide messenger RNA. It is a transcript of the gene aqp9b, whose product is annotated as aquaporin 9b. The transcript has 6 exons. Gene Ontology annotation, biological process: water transport; glycerol transmembrane transport. NCBI's taxonomy places the organism in Eukaryota, Metazoa, Chordata, Actinopteri, Cypriniformes, Cyprinidae. Bases 170 to 1042 code for a protein of 290 amino acids. Gene Ontology annotation, molecular function: urea transmembrane transporter activity; glycerol channel activity; water channel activity. Gene Ontology annotation, cellular component: basolateral plasma membrane; plasma membrane. The record is from RefSeq and is a predicted model, not a curated record.
AGAGCAAAGAGGAAGCACCAUCCUGUCCUGUCAGUGUGUUUAAUGACAUCUGAGCAGCAGGAGGGGCGGGGAGGUUAAAGCCUUAGACACUUUACUCCAGCGAGAUCAGCCUUCAACUGUCUGUCCGGACAUCAUCUCAUCUCAUCUCAUCUCAGCUGUCGGGGGAAGUAUGGAGCUCGAAAACUUUAGAAAUCUGAGGGAGAGGUGCACCUUGAGGCGGGACAUCAUCAGAGAGUUUCUGGCGGAAUUACUAGGGACAUUCGUACUAAUACUCUUCGGAUGUGGUUCAGUGGCCCAGACUAUUCUUAGCAGAGAAAAACAAGGAGAAAAUCUUACCAUCCACUUUGGCUUUACUCUAGGGGUGAUGCUGGCUGUGUACAUGGCAGGAGGCGUGUCAGGUGGACAUGUGAACCCAGCUGUUUCUCUGGCUAUGGUUGUCUUGGGGAAACUCCCAUUAAAGAAAUUUCCUGUCUAUGUGGCAGCCCAAUUUCUAGGUGCCUUUGCAGGGUCUUGUGCUGUCUUCUGUCUGUACUAUGGUGCCUUCGCGAAUUUUGCUGAUGGAAAACUAAUUGUAGUUGGUGAAAACGCCACAGCAGGUGUCUUUGCCUCAUAUCCACGUGAAGAUCUCUCAUUGUUAAAUGGAUUCAUUGAUCAGGUGAUUGGCACAGGUGCCCUGGUCCUCUGUAUUUUAGCCAUUGUUGAUAAGAAGAAUAUUGGGGCACCUAAAGGAAUGGAGCCACUGGUUAUUGGUCUGAGCAUCCUGGCUAUCGGAGUGUCCAUGGCACUGAACUGUGGCUAUCCCAUCAACCCUGCCAGAGACUUGGGACCUCGGCUCUUCACUGCUAUGGCAGGAUGGGGACUAGAGGUGUUCAGUGCUGGAAAUGGCUGGUGGUGGGUUCCAGUGGUCGGGCCGAUGGUGGGCGGUGUGGCCGGGGCAGUGAUCUACUUCCUGAUGAUUGAGCUGCAUCACCCUGAGCUUGAGAAAAACCCUGAAGAUGACAACAGCAUCAAAGAUAAAUAUGAAUUGAACACCGUAAACUAGAAAGAGAUGGAAAGAAUGGUCUCUUUUCCUUCACCAUAGACCUCAAACAAUAAGCACUGGUAUUUCUACACAAUCUCCUGCUCUGUCUUUUCAUCUAGAUCUCUUUUCAGAGUCUUUUGCCAAGUCAGUUAAUGAAAAACCAAGCAGCUAUGAAAAACAGCAAGUGUUAACUCUAUAGUAAAGUUCCUUGACAAAUUUUAAGUUGGCUUGAAAAAGCCUAGCCAGAAAGUUUGCAAAAGUUUUAAUAGCUUGAAAUUUGAAGGUUUUUAG